This is a messenger RNA of Aedes albopictus (Asian tiger mosquito), 1816 nucleotides long. RefSeq names its product arginyl-tRNA--protein transferase 1. The transcript is spliced from 6 exons. The coding region runs from base 139 to 1659 and encodes 506 amino acids. The record is from RefSeq and is a predicted model, not a curated record. Gene Ontology annotation, cellular component: cytoplasm. Gene Ontology annotation, molecular function: arginyl-tRNA--protein transferase activity. NCBI's taxonomy places the organism in Eukaryota, Metazoa, Arthropoda, Insecta, Diptera, Culicidae. Gene Ontology annotation, biological process: protein arginylation.
CAAAAAGUCAUAACAAAAAACAAAACCAUCGCAAAGGCGAAUGUUUUCGUGUUUUCGUGAAAAUUUGCGAAAAGUUACCAAAAAACGUUGUAAAUUUAGUUAUUUUACACGAAAAUAGUAAUCGUUAUUAGCAAAAAAAUGUUCACAAUAGUGGAUUUUUACGGGAAGCAAUCGAACUACAGCUGUGGUUACUGUAAGCAACCCACGUCCUGCCAGUCCCACGGAAUGUGGGCCCACACCAUGACUUGCCAGGACUACCAGGAUCUGAUUGACCGCGGUUGGCGUCGGUCCGGAUGCUACUGCUACAAGCCGGAAAUGAACACAACCUGCUGCCCGUCGUACACGAUCAAGUGCGACGCGAUGAACUUCCGGUUGAACAAAUCGCACAAGAAGAUCAUCAAGCGGGUCAAUAAGUUCCUCAAAGAUGGCAUCAAGGGGAAGGAUGAAGACACGGCGAAGGGGUCGGACGGAGGAAGUCACGGUACUGCCGACGACGGUGGCUGUGGCGGAGAUUUGGAAAUGGGAGACGUGGCUCGUAAUCCAAGAAAGGAACUAGAUCUGAACGAAGUAAGAGUGCUGAAAGCGAAAGAAGACGAAGGAAGCGAGCCUCCACAGGAUGUGGUUGAUGGAUUGUGUUUGGCAAAGGACCCCACCGUUGGAAGCAGUUCCAAUUUGUCCACCAGAUCAUCGACGGGUGGCGGAAGCGGACAGCCACCGAAGAAGGCGAAGCUGCUGCGGAUCGAACGGAAGCGCGAGAAACUGAUACAAAAGGGACUGAAUGCGGAGGAGAUUGAACAAAAGAUGAAGGAGGCCAAGGGAAAGAACGUCGAGAAAAGUCUGGAGGAUUUCCUCGACGAAGAACCGAAGGACGGUGAACAGGCAGCUCAUCGGUUAAAGCUCGUAACCGUCUGUACCAAAGCCAGUGAAUUCAAACGAACUCUCGAAGCCUCUUUUGCCGUGUACAAGAAGUACCAAGCCCAGGUGCACAACGAUCCACCCAAAAUGAUUGACGAAUAUCUGGACUUUCUGGUCAAGUCCCCGCUCCAGUUUACUACGGGUUCAAACUCGCCCAACUGUGGCUUCGGAUCGUUUCACCAGCAGUAUUGGUUGGAUGACCGCCUGAUCGCCGUAGCAGUGAUCGACGUUCUACCGAGUUGCGUCAGUUCGGUCUACUUUUUCUACGACCCCGAGUACAGAUUUCUGUCCCUGGGUACAUAUGCAUCCCUAAGAGAACUUGCCUUCACGCGUAAACUGCACCAGCACACGCCCAGUAUUGCCAACUACUAUAUGGGAUUCUACAUUCACUCGUGCCCCAAAAUGCGCUACAAGAGCAAUCUGUAUCCGUCGUAUCUGCUGUGUCCGGAGGUGUACAGCUGGCAUCCUUUGGAUGCCCGAGUGAGGCAAAAGUUAGACCAAAGCAAGUACUGUCGACUAAACGAGGAUCCCAAAGCCGUCGACGCGAAUGCGAUACAACCGGAAGACAUCGAGGAAGUGCUCAUUCUGCAUGGCAGUUCCUAUCGACGGUAUUCUCUGUACAUGAAUGUAUGUUUAUGCUUUCAGAAAAUGGUUGGCCUAAAGCACCCGGACGAAAACACGCGCACCUAUGCUAAACUGGUUGGGAAAGUUUGCUCAGCGCGGAUGCUCCUUUACGAAGGGUGAGGCGUCCCGAGUGAGUCUUGAGCCUCAACAUUAUCAAAAAUGCGUUGUUAGGAAUCAGAAUCUUCAAUUUUACCGCGCUGUAUUGCAUGUGCUACUAGCAAACAAUUCAUUCGAUACCGCUAUUUAUUAUUAUAAAUAUAAUUGUAUCGUUAUCCGA